Fukomys damarensis (Damara mole-rat) is the source of this 606-nucleotide messenger RNA. It is a transcript of the gene Uncx, whose product is annotated as UNC homeobox. The record is from RefSeq and is a predicted model, not a curated record. Bases 1 to 606 code for a protein of 201 amino acids. Gene Ontology annotation, molecular function: DNA-binding transcription factor activity, RNA polymerase II-specific; sequence-specific double-stranded DNA binding. Lineage: Eukaryota; Metazoa; Chordata; Mammalia; Rodentia; Bathyergidae. Gene Ontology annotation, biological process: regulation of DNA-templated transcription. The transcript is spliced from 4 exons.
AUGGUGCAGGAUGAGGGGGGACAGAAGAAGCCGCGCCGCGUUCUGUGCGCGCCUUCAGACUCGGGGGACCCAGACAAGGAGAGCCCGGGCUGCAAGCGGCGGCGCACACGCACCAACUUUACUGGCUGGCAGCUGGAGGAGCUGGAGAAGGCGUUCAACGAGAGCCACUACCCCGACGUGUUCAUGCGCGAGGCGCUGGCGCUGCGCUUAGACCUGGUCGAGUCCCGAGUUCAGGUCUGGUUCCAAAACCGCCGGGCCAAGUGGAGGAAGAAGGAGAACACCAAGAAGGGCCCAGGGCGGCCGGCGCACAACUCCCACCCGACCACAUGCAGUGGUGAGCCCAUGGACCCCGAGGAGAUUGCGCGAAAGGAGCUGGAGAAGAUGGAGAAGAAGAAGCGCAAGCACGAGAAGAAGCUGCUCAAGAGCCAGAGCCGCCACUUGCACUCGCCCGGCGGGCUGUCUCUGCACAGCGCGCCCAGCUCUGACAGCGACAGUGGCGAACCCCCCGCCUUUCGGCGUUAUCAGAAAGUUUGCAGCGUUUCCGAGCAGCGCCGGGAAGGCCGGACCAGCGGUGGACCAGGCACCUGCCUUGUCGCCCCAGAUUAG